AGUGUAUAGAGUUGAUUUUAUCUUCAAAUAUACACUCAGUAACAAUAAUAAAAUAAGUAAAUAAUAUACUCAAAUGUAAAAUAUGAUGAAUUCCGAGUUAAAGCUGAAAUUUCUGCAACAUUCAAUUUUUCAAAAGAUAACAAAAAUCUUGAGUUGAAUGCCACAUUUCAAAUGCAUUUGAGAUUUUCAAUCAUAGUUUGGUUAAAGAGAGAGUUGAAUAGCAUUUUGUGUUUUGACAUUGUGGUGCACGAGGUGAACAUAACCUCAAAGUAGAAGUUUGAAUAUCGAGCAUACUUAACACAUUUUUCAAAAUUAUGGCAGGAUUGAAUAAAAACAAAUUUCCAGAUUUGAAAAAAAUGAUAAAGGAGGAACCUGGUACACAUGUACGAUUACAAUCAUUGAAACUACCUCGUGAGUUAAAUCUUGGAGCUCCUAAACAAACCAAAAAAGUAUUUGUGCCCAAUUUGAAUGUAAAAAGAAAUAAGGAUAAAGCAAAAGAAUUCAAUAAGAAAGAUGAAAGAGGCAAAGAGCGCGUUAAAGAAAAGAAAGAAAAGCAUCGUGAUAAUUCCUCCAAAUAUGUUCAAUCAUCUGGAGUGUUUUCUGAAGGAGUGGGAAGUGAUGUUCGCACAAAUAGGUGGACAGGAAGCCGGAGCGAUAAAGAAAAUGACAAUGCUCCAAUUAUAUCCAUGCCCACUAUAAAAAAGAACUCGUUCCAGGUUGACAAGAAAACAGAAGAUAAUGUUUUCAAUAAAAUUACUGGCUGUGAUGAAGAAAGUGAUGAUGAAAAACUGCCUUUUAAACCUAUUUUUUGGCAAAAUCAACUGAAAAAAUCAUCCUUAAUCAAGAAUGAAAACUCAAUUAAAGUUGAACAAAACAACUUAUCUGAAAAAACACUAACACCUAUUUUAAAAAAAAUCAAACUGGAACCUGAACAAUUAUUAUCAAAUGAGUUUAUCAAGGAAGAACAUCUGAACACUGAGCAUCCUUCAAUGUCUUUAUGGGCUAUGCCUCCAUCAUUCGCUGGGAAAGGAUUGAGUGAUGAUCCAAAUUGUAAAAAAAUAUUCGAUUUUUGUCUUAGAGAUAUGCAAGAAGGACAGAUAGGUAAAAUUUUGGUCAGGAAAUCUGGGAAGGUCGAAGUACACAUAGGCAAAAUGGCAUAUGAACUAGAACCAGAAGAAUAUAUACCUUAUAAAGAGGAUAUUAUUUCUUUGAAUCAUAUGAAUAAGGGUAAACCGAAAGCAGCUGUUUUAGGUAAUGUGAAAAAUCGAUACUCCUUGAUACCUCAUUGGGAUAGACUGCUGCCUUAAUUCUGCCUUCUACUACUGCCUUUGGAUUUUGUGAUGCAAGAUCUCUGAAAUGUAUUUGCGUUACUGAAAUGUGAUAUGAAUUUAUACUGAUGUUAAAUAAAACCAUUCCUGCUUUAUCGA
Diorhabda carinulata is the source of this 1427-nucleotide messenger RNA. RefSeq names its product DNA-directed RNA polymerase III subunit RPC4-like. The coding region runs from base 315 to 1307 and encodes 330 amino acids. Gene Ontology annotation, cellular component: RNA polymerase III complex. Lineage: Eukaryota; Metazoa; Arthropoda; Insecta; Coleoptera; Chrysomelidae. Gene Ontology annotation, molecular function: DNA binding. The transcript is spliced from 7 exons. The record is from RefSeq and is a predicted model, not a curated record. Gene Ontology annotation, biological process: transcription by RNA polymerase III.